Messenger RNA from Pygoscelis adeliae (Adelie penguin), 829 nucleotides. It is a transcript of the gene RNF115, whose product is annotated as ring finger protein 115. The transcript has 9 exons. Lineage: Eukaryota; Metazoa; Chordata; Aves; Sphenisciformes; Spheniscidae. The annotation marks the transcript as partial. The record is from RefSeq and is a predicted model, not a curated record.
AUGGCGGAGCAUCUCCGCAAGUUCCCCGCGAGAGCCGUCUUCCCCGCGUUGUCAAUUGAGGUUAAUAAUGUCUGCUGCAACCACCGGGCUUUGGCCAUCCUCCUAACGAAACCGAGACGCUGGCCUUCCAGAGUGCCUUCGCGGGGAGGUGGAGCUCAGGAAUCCACCCGAGACUCCUGGCCUGAGUACACUUGCCCGAGGUGUGAAUCUGGCUUUAUCGAAGAAGUCACAGAUGAUUCCAGGAAUUAUUCCGCCGCGUUCACGCAGGCAGGCUGCGUUUGCUCAUCCCUUUCUCUCUCAGACCACGCGGGGCCUGUCUUGCUCGCUUUCCUAGAUGGCAGCGGCAUAGACGACAGCCCCUCCACACAGUUCGCAGAGCUUUGGGACCAUUUGGACCACACAAUGUUCUUUCCUGACUUCAGACCCUUCCUGAGUAGCAGCUCACUGGAUCAAGACAGCAGGGACAACGAGAGGGGCCACCAAGCCCACGCCGACCUCUGGGGACCAAGCCGACCCCCGCGAUUGCCCAUGACGCGGAGGUACAGAUCCCGGGGCAGCUCGCGCCCCGACAGGUCUCCUGCUAUCGAAGGAAUAAUACAGCAGAUCUUUGCAGGGUUUUUUGCAAACUCAGCGAUUCCUGGCUCACAACACCCUUUUUCCUGGAGUGGGAUGCUGCACUCGAAUCCCGGGGACUACGCGUGGGGACAGAGCGGCCUUGAUGCCAUCGUCACCCAGCUCUUGGGGCAGCUGGAAAACACAGGACCGCCUCCAGCCGACAAAGAGAAGAUCUCCUCUCUCCCGACGGUGACAGUAACUCAGGAACAAGUUG